AUGAAGACUGUUUGCAACAAAAAUCUCAAUGUUUUCAGUUUUAAACCGGAUGAUCCUCCUAGAAAUGCGAUUGAGAAGUAUACGUUUCUCAAAACCGCUGAAGCUAAGGGGUGUUCAAAAACCCUAGAUGUUGAACAUUGCAAACUUGAUUUUGAUUGUGCGGGUAGCUGCUCGCUCACUCUCACGACGCCGAACAUUGAAUACCUUGAGGUUCAAGGCUGUAGUUUGAUCAGGGUUCACGAGACUAAUCGCUUAAAGAAUCUUUCUCUUGCAAACAAUAAUGGGAGAGUUUACAUGGUUGACUUUGGUAAGCUUCCAGCACUUGAAUCGUUAUCGAUUAGAGGUGUUCAAUGGUGUUGGGAUGCAAUAAACAAAUUGCUUCAACCUGCAAGUGAAGUAAAGCAUCUUUAUAUGAAAGUUGAAUUCACCGGAGAUUUUGAAGCUCUUCUCCCCUUUCCCGAGAUUGAUUUUGUUGACUUUUUCAAAAGUCAUCCCAAGCUCAAAACAUUCGAUAUCCAUGGUGCAAUGUUUGCCGCUCUAUGCCAGAAGAACAGUCUAAAGAAUUUGAGUUCGAAAAGCAAUAUAUUUACUUACUAA
This is a messenger RNA of Helianthus annuus (common sunflower), 597 nucleotides long. RefSeq names its product F-box protein At1g10780-like. NCBI's taxonomy places the organism in Eukaryota, Viridiplantae, Streptophyta, Magnoliopsida, Asterales, Asteraceae. The record is from RefSeq and is a predicted model, not a curated record. The coding region runs from base 1 to 597 and encodes 198 amino acids. The transcript has 3 exons.